AUGUCAGACGCUGCUGAAAUAUGGGCGAAAAACUUCUCCUCUCGACAUUUACAAUUCAGCCAGAAAGACCAAAUCCCGUUUGAGCAAGGCCAUGUGUUGGGUCGCGGCGGUGUCAGCACUGUCUACGAAACGAAAUUUGGAGGUAUAGCUUUGGCCUGGAAACGAACGUACACGAGAGUCAUUGGAGAGACCCAACUUAACGAGAUAAAGAUCUUAAGUGAGAUGCGACGGCACCAGCACAUUGUGGAACUUGUGGGAUCGUACGUUCGUCGUAGCAAGGCUGGAGGCAUCCACGAAGUGGGCUUAUUGAUCUGGCCGGUAGCCCGUUGCGACCUUGGAGUAUUCCUUCUGGAACUGGAUAAACUGAGGAAACUAGUAGCAACCUAUACCCAGCUGGAACUUGAUGACGAAGAAAAGGAGACUUGCAGAUUCUUGGCUACCCUCAUCCCUCAUCAAGAACAGCUCUCGAAUUCCCCGGCCGAAAUCUAUGAUGCCAUGAUCAGGCGACUAUGUACCGCCUUUGGCUGCAUUGCUCACGCAAUUGAUUACCUUCACAUCAAUAAGAUCAGGCACCGAGACUUGAAGCCCGAUCAGAUCCUCAUCUCGCGCGACGGACUAUGGGUAACCGAUUUUGGGUGGUCCAAAGACAUCUCAAAUCUAAGCACUAGUGUUUCGGUCAAUGGAGAAACCAUCAACAGGAAAUACCAUUCACCAGAAAGAGCUCAGAUGCAACCUACUGGCCGGUCAGAGGACAUCUUUAGCCUGGGAUGUACGUAUCUACAAAUGGCGUAUGGUAUCGCUCGGCUCCCUUUACAGCAACUGGAAGGACUCCGGAGCGAUGGCGAUUGCUCCUUCCAGGCCAAUCUCGGAAAUCUGAAUGGAUGGACAAAUCUGUUGAGAGAAUGUCGUUCAAUGAAACUACGGGUUCUAGCUGCCUUGAUCAAGGAAACUCUUUCAAAAGUGCCAAAAGAUCGCCCCAAGGCGGCAGAAAUUAUAUCCGUGCUGAAGGCUAUCGAUACUCUGCCAACCGAGUAUGAUGUGUUGGCCCGAUGUUCAUUCGUUCACUCCUGUUGCUCAGGUUCCCAAAUGAUAACUCCAUCAAAGCAGUCUACAGAAACUGUAGAGCCUUCUAUACCGAGCGACAAGGCUGAAGGCACUUCAGACUUGUCCCAAAUUUUGGAUAUGGUAGCCGAUAACAAUUUGGUCAAAGGUCAUGCAAGGGCCUCUGGAGCUGCUGACAGAAUGCUUUCCGAACUCUGGGAAGAGGCAAUCCCCGCUUUCAAGAACACCUCUCCUGGUCCACCCAGCAACUACCUUACCAAAGAGUGGGACCCUGUGUUUUCCAAUGACCGGAUUCCCCGUGACACAGAAUCCUGCAUUGUCAGGAAGAGAACUCUCGUGGAUACCGAACCAAUAGCGUUACAAUUUUCCUAGGCUUAGACGACUUUGAGUACGCUGUACCUUCAUGCAAUUUUGACGAAGUGAUACAGUUCUGCCAAGAUGUCCAUCUUUAUGAUGUUGAACAUGGGUUAGGAGCAGCGGGAGGAAGACGGGUCGCGUGGG
Molecule: messenger RNA, 1563 nt
Organism: Mytilinidion resinicola
Lineage: Eukaryota; Fungi; Ascomycota; Dothideomycetes; Mytilinidiales; Mytilinidiaceae
Product: kinase-like protein
Exons: 1
Coding region: 1-1434 (477 amino acids)
Biological process (GO): protein phosphorylation
Molecular function (GO): protein kinase activity; ATP binding
Source: RefSeq, a predicted model, not a curated record